CAACUACUCGUUCUUGGUUAAUUCUAUAAUACACCCAUCAUGCUGCUGGAAGAUCAGCGAUAUAUCCAUGAGGAUCUGGAGCGGCUGGAGCAAGGCAUCAGCGACCGUGCCCUCGACGAGCCGAAGCAUAUUCGUGACCGGCUGAGCCGUGAUCACCAGAUUGCUGGCUUUUUAGAUAGAAUUCAUGAUCAAUCGAAGCGCCUCCUUGAUAUUUACAAAGAUGCCGACGGCGCAAGAUCACGAGAAAUCCAAGCCAUCUCGACAGGCGACCCUUUCGAUGAAUUCUACAAGCAGCUCAAUGAGAUCAAGGACUUUCACCGGCGAUACCCCAAUGAGCCUGUCGAGAAUCUGGAGCGUGCAUAUAAGAAGCGGGCACCGGCUGAAGGCGAAACGGUGACGUCCGAGGUUGACAACAUGUUCACGGGCGAGGAAGGGUUUGGUCGCUUUUGGGAUUUGCAUAUACAGCACGAACGAUAUCUCAAUCUACCCGGCAUCAAGCGAAUUUCCUACCUUCAAUAUCUCGACACUUUCGACAUCUUCGCGCCACCUCAAUGUCUGAUUAAGAGAACUGAUAAGAGAACGGAGACAUACUUCAAGUACGUUAGUGAGCUAGCAGAUUACUUGGAGAACUUUAUGCGACGGACACGCCCGUUGGAGGACUUGGACAAAGUUAUUUCCGGGUUCGAUGAAGAGUUUAUCAAGGAAUGGGAGGCGAAUUCGGUGGCGGGCUGGGAAGAAGGUGGUCAAACGGCUGGACCCGCUGGACCUGUCACAGAGGGCACUGGAGAGGGCAUCUGGUGCGCCGACUGCGAAAAGGAGUUCAAAAACGAAAACGUGUACAGGAACCAUAUUACCGGGAAGAAGCAUAUUCGUGCUGCCGAAGAAAAGCGCAAACAAGCCGAGGCCGGCCAGAAUGGGACACCAAACGGUUCCGCUGCAGGUGCAACCAUUCAGCGGUUAAAAGACCGCGCCAUUGCCGAACGCGAGUUUCGGGUACAGAAGCUGGCCAAGGCGAUGCAGGAUGUACGAAGCGAUACUCGUGUCAACGUUGAGCGCAAACAGGGCAUGACAGAACGAGAGCGACAAAUGGAGCUGGACGCCCUCUUUUCCGAAUCGACCGAGACAGCUGCCCGUGGUGCAGAGGAUGAAUCUGACGAAGACGAAGACGAAAGGCUCUACAACCCACUCAAGCUACCGAUGAACUGGGACGGCAAGCCGAUCCCAUUCUGGUUGUACAAGCUGCACGGCUUGGGCCUCGAAUUCAACUGCGAAAUCUGUGGAAACUUUGUAUACCAGGGCCGCCGAGCGUUUGACAAGCAUUUCAACGAGGCUAGACAUCUUUACGGCCUCAAAUGUUUAGGAAUCACAAACGCGACACUGUUCCGCGAAAUUACAGGGAUCGAGGACGCUCUGAAGCUGUGGGAAAAGAUUCAGAGAGACAAGAAGCAGGAAAAGGCCUCGGUGGAGAACGUGGUGCAGAUGGAGGACGCCGAGGGAAACGUCAUGCCGGAAAAGGUCUACUACGAUCUCCAAAAGCAAGGUCUUCUAUAGAUAUAUCAUGGGUCCAAGAGAAAAAGGAUGGGGCGUUCCUGGUUGGGAUUUCUGCUGUUGCGCGCAAUGCCAUGUAUUGUACAGUAACUGGAA
Molecule: messenger RNA, 1644 nt
Organism: Xylona heveae TC161
Lineage: Eukaryota; Fungi; Ascomycota; Xylonomycetes; Xylonales; Xylonaceae
Product: splicing factor 3a subunit 3
Exons: 3
Coding region: 40-1551 (503 amino acids)
Biological process (GO): mRNA splicing, via spliceosome
Cellular component (GO): spliceosomal complex; nucleus
Molecular function (GO): zinc ion binding; RNA binding
Source: RefSeq, a predicted model, not a curated record